AUGGGUUCGCAUUUGCUGAGAUUCUGGCGAGAUAGGUUUCCUGGAAGAUUUGAAGACCAACACUUGGAUCGACUUCUGAGCAGGAGAUACUCGAAUGUAGAAACUUUGAAUCUGGCUAGAGAAAUCCCCUUCAUUAAAGCGCAAUUACUUGUUCAUUUGGAGAUGGAGACUUCUAUCUCCAGGUGGCUAAUACGGCUGAUGCCGCAGUCAAAAUCAGAUAUAAACGCGAUAGAAGAAGAUGCAAGGACCCCUAGAGCUUCUAUAAGCCCCCUAGCUCAUCGCUUUCCUCAAUAUCCCCCUGAGCCGGCGACUAGAGAGAAAAGCUCGACCAUCGACCUGCAUUCCAGCCGUACAAUUUCUCCUCAAGACGACGCGACCGCUCGACGACGGGCUCUCGUACUAGAUAGUUCAAGCGAAGACUCAAGACCCAAUAAUACGAUUGCUAGGCAAGCGCCUUCGAACAUGACCGUCCUCGAUUCCUUUUCUUCAACUGCAACACGACCUCCCCCAAGUUCUACUGAUGAUACACCAGCUCAGAAAAUCCAACUCAAACAGGAUAGCCCCUCCCACAACCCCGAUGAAAAUUCAACUGGCGCCUUUAUGAAUCCACACCUCCUUUCCGUCCCUCGAACGCCUCCUCCUCGACCUGAGCACUCAUUGCAUGUUACUGUGACCCCUGGGAAAUCUCCUUCUCGCGCAUUAUCUGUACCUCUUGAGCCUGUUCGCCGAGAUGCUCUCGAAUAUGAGACCAAUCUAGGCGCAGUCAGUCCUCAUAGGGCUACCUCAGCAAUGGCGAGACGUUCUGCAAAGAAACCAUCGGCAAAAGGGAGGUCAACUCCUCUAGCGUCCAAAAGAGGUCUCGAACCCUCUCCCUCCAAAGCCACAGGAAGCAGACUGCCUCUCGCAUUGGAUGAAGUUGAUGAACGGUCCGACGACGAACAUAUUUCCCCUAUCGAGAUCUCUAGUGCCCUCGCAGCUACACGCUCAAUGCCUGAGCUUAACGAAUCCCUCGAGCGCCAAGAAUUUCCAAUAGCCUUCCUUCACGAUUUAGUCGAAAACCAAAAGAAGACACAAAAGGGUUCUGCCGUUCAAGGAUCUCCGGAGCGGUCUACUGAUGCAGAGACUCAGUCAUCCUUGUCUUCUCGAGAGUACCGUUCGUGGUCACGCUUCCAUCGAGGCCAUGCUGAAGCGAGCUUUCGCGUAAUGGCUCAAAGAGUUGUCGGCGUGAAUCCUCCAGGAAUCACCGUUCAUUCUCAAUCACAGAGUGAUCAUAUUCCCCAUCAGAAUGCGGUUUCAGAGGGAAGAGACGAUGAGCUGGAGGAGGAGACUCAACCCGUUACACUGGUGGUUGGUACACCAUCAUCCACGUCUGAGUUUUCUCAGUCAGAUAAAGCACUGGACAUGUCCCAACUCAGACGGGACGGUCAGGCUCUACUAAAUUAUCCAGACGAUGGUACAGAUAUCGCCACGCAAAGUAUUAGGGCUAGUGACGAGGUUCUGGUUCCAACUCAAGUGAUAACAGGUGAAGACGGUCAAGAAACCCUGGAUGAAUCUAAGAAUGGAUACUUGAUUCAGGCAUUGGAGAUCUCCCCACGCAAACAAAGAGGCUACUAUUCAUCGUCAUCCGGUACCAGCAUUCCUGGACUCAACAUGACCAAUGAAACUUUUACCCAACCGACCUCUUCAAUACCCGUUGUCAGCAGUCAGAUUGACCCCAUUUCUCCACCGAAAGUGAACAAGAACCCUAUCAAGCGCGUAACUCAACCAAACAUCGAACUUCCUCCACCUAGUACUGCUUCAGCUGUCAUCGUCAACCCAACUGCAAGGCCAAUAAAGAGGAACCCACUUGUCCGUAGGAAAAGCCCACUCCAAAUCGAUCGCUAUUUAUUUGAACGAGAAACAACAAGGCCGGAUUCUCAUGUCUUCAAUGAAGAGACUAUCCCGGUUGAUUAUGGGGGUGAAUCAAAUAGGAUGUAUACCCCAAUUCACGGCGCUACUACCCUUCAAGAAGAGACUAUUGCAUUAUCAGUUGAUGCUGCUGUAAAGAGCCUUACUCCAAGGCAUCAGGUUGAAACCUUGUCAGACGGAGGUGACUCGGUGAAAAUGGAGACCGAUGGAGAGCCGUCCCCUAAAGCACCGAAAGUGUCACCCUUGAAGCCAACAGAUUACGUCGUUCCUAUAAGUGGCUGGAUGCAGAGUCCUGUUGUUA
Acaulospora colombiana is the source of this 2209-nucleotide messenger RNA. NCBI's taxonomy places the organism in Eukaryota, Fungi, Glomeromycota, Glomeromycetes, Diversisporales, Acaulosporaceae. The record is from the annotation of a GenBank genome assembly.